AUUCAUGUACCAGCUAUAUUAAUCUCCAAAUAUCUUGAUGAUUCAUUUCGUCCUGUUUUUAAUCGUGUUGCACGAAAAACAAUCUAUGUUAAUAGUUUAGAUCUUGUGAAACAAUUAGAAAACCAUGAAACACAAGGUCAUCUAUUGUCAACUACAAAAUUUAUUACAGCUGAUGUAAAAAAUCUUUAUACAAUGAUACCUAAAGGUGGUGCAUUAGAUGCUUUAUAUCGAUUUUGUGUUAAACAUGGUAAAAAUGGCAAAAUUGGCAAUUUAUCUGUCAAUACCAUUAUCCGAUUGGCAUGUCUUGUGUUAGAUACCAAUUGUUUUGUAUUUGAUAAUAAAUAUUACAAACAAAUUCGUGGUGGUGCUAUGGGAUCACCAUUUACAAUGACAUUAGCCAAUAUCUAUAUGUAUGAAUGGGAACAAUCCUUAAUUCAACAUCAACAAAUAAGAAAUGAACUCUACGGCUGGUAUAUCGAUGACAUAUAUAUGACGUCAAAUGAACCUAUUGAAAACAUUAAAGCAUUACUUGAUCGCGAAAAUGAAAAAGAUCCAAAUAUUCGUAUUACUUAUACAAUUCAUGAAUCUGUUGAAUUUCUUGAUGUCUUAAUUGAAAAUAAUCAAGCACAAUUAAAAACAUCAGUUUUUCGUAAAUCAGCUGCCGAACCAUACAUUGUACCAUAUACGUCGGAUCAUCCACGUUAUAUUCAUUCCAAUACAAUCCAUACAGCAUUACUUCGAGGUAUUCGUCUCUGUUCAGACGUAGAAACAUUCGAACAAGAACGAUUAAAUAUUGAAAUAGCCCUACUCUUAAAUGAAUAUUCACCAAAUUUUAUCAAACGUCAUCUAAAACAAUUCUUUAAAAACCAUAAUGCUAUGUCAAUCUAUCAAGAUUUACAUACAGAAACCUAUAAAAAAACUACAUCUACAACUACUUGA
Rotaria sp. Silwood1 is the source of this 939-nucleotide messenger RNA. The record is from the annotation of a GenBank genome assembly. Lineage: Eukaryota; Metazoa; Rotifera; Eurotatoria; Philodinida; Philodinidae.